AUGCAUACGGCGUUCUCUCGAGCACAGCUGCUGCGAAAGGCGCUUCCCCCGCUUCUCUUGAAGCAAUACCCAAAUGUGUGUGGAGUUCUCCAGGUCACCAAUGGUGCUAUGCAGGAGGGACCAAACAACGGUGAGUUGCAUAAGAGGGUGAUCAGGGGGAAUGAACCUUUUCCCUUGGCUGAUGAGGAGAAUCUAUUAUCACAGUCGCGAGGCGGACGUUACUCAAAUGUCGUUGAAAAGCAUUCAGCCGUUGAAAAGGCGUCAAAGGAUAGUCGUUCUUUUCCUGUGGGGGAAACUACUACUAUGGAACUUUCAAAUCCAUUUUGUCCGACGGACAAAAAUGAUAGUGAGCAAGAAUGCACUCAGGCGAUGAAUGAAGAGGAGGAACCGAAGCUGAGUUCAGAAAAGUGUAUUGUACUCAAGAUGGCUUUGAAUGGGGCUUCUCUGUUUAUUGGCGGUGAUGCCGGGACAGGAAAGUCUUUCUUGCUGCGUCGCAUUGCCAAUAAGCUCGAGAAGAGAGGGCUUCGCGUCGCUCUUACCGCCUCUACUGGCAUCGCCGCACUUGGGAUUGGAGGGAAUACGUUUCAUGGCACUUUUGGGGUUCCUGUUGUCUCGGGCGAUGAGAAGAGUUCAGCAGAUGCUGGCGCUUCGCCACGCAUUUGGUUCGAUCCCGACUCGUUGGCAACACUGGAUGUCAUAAUCGUCGAUGAAGUGUCCCUCCUGCAUGCGGGUCACAUUGAAGGGCUUGACUUGGCAGCUCGUGCAGCCCCUGGUAAAGCCCAACACGUUCCAUUUGGUGGGAUUCAGGUGAUACUUGGCGGUGACUUCAUGCAACUCAUGCACAGUGCCUCAUGGAACGAGGCCAAUCAACGGCGGAUACUCUGUAAGGGACUGGACCGUAAUGGUGAUGCAGUGCAGGGCUCAACCGAAGAGAAAAAAGGGGUGAUGAUAUCUCUGAAUGACGAAAACGUUGCCGGGAAGCAUCUCUACACCAAGCCUGGCGAUGACAUGCCCUCUCUUGGUAGCAGGCGCCGUAACAUGAGGCGCUUUUAUGCACGUCCUGUAUUUGAAAGUCCCGUCUUUCAUCAUUGCUUGAUUCACGUGCGGCUGAGUGAAGUGGUGCGGCAGGCGGAGGACCCUGCGUUCCUUGCCGACCUUAACAAACUGCGCUUCGGUGUUCUCACACACCGACUGUCGCGAUCUGCUGUACGGAACCCAGAGGACCCUAACGCCAUUCGCCUGUUCCCGACUAAACGCGCAGUCAUUGCAUUUAACGCGUCUAAAAUGCUCGAGUUGGAUGGGGAAGAGCGCUGCUUCCGAAGUGAACUUCAGGUGUCGGGCUGCGGCAGCCGCACAAGAGCAUCAGCGAGUGGCUGUGGGAACAGCGGCGGUAGAAGUAAUGCUCUGAAAGAGGUGCUUAUUCUUCACUUCCGUGAUAAGAUGAUGCAUUCCACGAAGUGGCGGCGAGAGGCCGAGAGAUUGGUGUAUGAGCUUUGCUCUUGUUGCCACCUAAGCAGUGCCGUCCGAACGAUGAUCCCACCCGUGGCUUCGAGGUAUUGUCGCCACCUCUGCGUGUACGUGCGGUUCGUGGAUAAGCCUCGGAAUGAGAUGGUGAAGGCGAUGUCUGCACUCCAGGCUGCGAUUGGUGACAAGUUCCUCGCCAGGACGAAAGAGGCUGAAGUGGCCAGAAAACUCUGGGGAACGGUCUUUUGGGAAGUUCGUCAAGAUGAUUAUUUGGAGCGCUCUCUUCGUUCAGCCUUUGAGCGACGGUACUCCAAAAUCAUUCAACACGAUUAUUUGUUCCAGCAUAAGCGGCUGAAAGUAGGUUGCCGAGUUAUGCUCCUGCGAAACCUCAAUAAACAGUAUGUCAAUGGCUCACUCGGGACCAUUGUCAGCUUUCAGCCUUUCCGCAACGUUCGUCACCUUCUUCCCUCAAACCUCAAGGUGCUGCUCUCACGAUCCCAUUACGCCUUUCUUCAACGAAAACAACAGCUCAGUGGUGCGCCUGACCCGUGGAAGCAGACGGCAGAAGAUAUUGGUGACAACAACAGCGAUGAAACGAUUGUUCCUGUUGUGCAAAUGGACUCAGAUGGUAAUGAAGUUGCCAUACCAUGGAUCUCCAUUUCAAUGCCAGCAGAACUGCGAGAGGGUUUUUGUGCAGUGCGUGUGGUUGUGAUGCCCCUCGCCCCUGCCUACGCCUACACCGUGCACAAGGUGCAGGGAAUAACAUUUGACCACUCCCUUCUUUUUGACGGCAGCGGGUGCUUCCCGUGCGACCAUCUUGUCUACGUUGCCGCCAGCCGUGUGAGGUUCUCUUCACAGUUUCGCAUGGUUAAUGUCUCCCCCCGCAUGAUAUCUGUUCAUGCUGGCGCGUUAAGAUUUUCCUCAAGCCUUCACAAUGCAACGGAGGCAGCAGCGGCGUGGAAAGGGUGGAAGAAUGCACAGACGUCGAAGGAAGCUCUGUCGUCACUGUCAAAGUUCUCGCUGUAUUAUGCGGCGUGGAAAUUACGUCGAAGACAGAAUGAGAAACACGAUAAGUAA
Messenger RNA from Trypanosoma grayi, 2541 nucleotides. Its product is annotated as PIF1 helicase-like protein. The coding region runs from base 1 to 2541 and encodes 846 amino acids. Gene Ontology annotation, biological process: DNA repair; telomere maintenance. NCBI's taxonomy places the organism in Eukaryota, Euglenozoa, Kinetoplastea, Trypanosomatida, Trypanosomatidae. Gene Ontology annotation, molecular function: DNA helicase activity. The record is from RefSeq and is a predicted model, not a curated record. The transcript has a single exon.